This is a messenger RNA of Triplophysa dalaica, 2021 nucleotides long. RefSeq names its product G protein-coupled receptor 63 (gene gpr63). Gene Ontology annotation, molecular function: G protein-coupled receptor activity. NCBI's taxonomy places the organism in Eukaryota, Metazoa, Chordata, Actinopteri, Cypriniformes, Nemacheilidae. The transcript is spliced from 2 exons. Gene Ontology annotation, biological process: G protein-coupled receptor signaling pathway. The coding region runs from base 542 to 1675 and encodes 377 amino acids. The record is from RefSeq and is a predicted model, not a curated record. Gene Ontology annotation, cellular component: membrane.
AGAGAUGCGCAGGAGAAGCAAGAGCUUGUUACAAAAUACAAUGUGCAUUUGACUCUUUUUUAAAUGAUCUUUUACACUUGUGAAACCACAUGAUUAAGAACUAUAAGCGAAUAAGAAACUAGACAUCUGCUUUACAGAUCACCAGACAGAAGUAAACGAACAGAAGUAAUAUUUAAUUUUCGGACUAGUCCUUCAUUGAGAAACUGUGAGGUAUUAUAUUAUUACUCCUUCAAAAACAUUUUAUGGAUGUCUUCGCUGCAAAUGUUAGGUUGUCGGAUCUUCAAACAUCUGCAGGAUGGAUCCGUAUAAAUCUCAGAAUAUGAUAUGGCAAUGUGAAUGAUGCAUCCCAUCUACGGACUAAAAACAAGGAUCUGCCACCAUACAUGGCUGGUGAAUAUUGUCUGAGCAAGCUCUCCUUACAAUGUAAAUGCAAGAAGGAUACUUUAUUUCCCCACUAGGCCACCUGUAGCUUCAGGACAGCCUAGCCCCCUCUGCUCUUUCUGCCUGGGAAACUGACCCAGUCAACGGAUAUAAUAGGAGAAUGGAGAAUUCCUCUACAAAAGACAACACCUCCCAAGAGUUCAGGACACUGGAUGAGUAUGUAACACCCACAACUGUGUGGCAGGACCCCAUUCAGGGGCUUAACCUUCCCCUUCAAGUGUUUUUAUGUUUGGUUAUAAUCUGUGUGCUGCUGCUUGCCUUUCUGGGCAACAUGGUUAUCUGUGUGAUGGUUUACCAGAGAGCCGCUAUGCGCUCUGCUAUUAACAUCUUGCUAGCCAGUUUGGCCUUUGCUGAUAUGAUGUUAGCAGUCCUCAACAUGCCCUUUGCUCUAGUCACGAUGGUGACCACACGGUGGAUCUUCGGAGAGGUGUUUUGCCGCAUUUCAGCUAUGUUCUUCUGGAUGUUUGUGUUGGAGGGUGUUGCUAUUUUGCUUAUUAUCAGUGUGGACCGCUUCCUGAUCAUUGUGCAAAAGCAGGAUAAACUAAGUCCACGCAGAGCCAAAGUGUUGAUCGCAGUAUCAUGGUCUACAUCUUUCUGCCUUUCCUUCCCUCUUGCUAUUGGACAACCUGCCCUAUACAUCCCCCCCAGAGCACCACAGUGUGUUUUUGGAUACACAGUUGAGCGUGGUUACCAUGCCUAUGUAGUACUAAUUAUGAUGGUAUUCUUCUUUGUACCAUUUUUAGUCAUGCUGUACACAUUUAUGGGGAUUUUAAAUAGGCUACGCAACAACGCAUUGCGCAUUCACUCCCAUCCUGACUCUAUCUGUCUCAGCCAGGCCAGCAAGCUGGGUCUGAUGAGUCUUCAAAGGCCUUUUCAGAUGAACGUUGACAUGAGCUUCAAAACACGUGCCUUCACCACAAUCCUUAUUCUUUUCUCUGUCUUCACUGCAUGCGGGGCUCCAUUUGCCACCUAUAGUCUGUUAUCCACCUUCAGUCAUACCUUUUACUACAGGCAGAACUUCUUUGAAAUAAGCACAUGGUUACUGUGGACGUGCUACCUCAAAUCAGCUCUGAAUCCUUUGAUCUACUACUGGCGAAUCAAGAAGUUUCGUGAUGCUUGCCUUGAUCUAAUGCCCAAGUACUUCAAGUUCUUUCCUCAACUGCCUGGCCACACUAAGAGACGUAUCCGUCCCAGUGCCGUUUAUGUGUGCGGGGAGCAUCGCUCUGUGAUAUAGUGAAGAACUUUUCAUUUUUAUUUUUUUAUCUUGUUGUGUACAUUUUAUAAGACAAUCUUGACAAGCUGUGAUAUGUUUGCUCUUAAAACUGCAGGAACUUUUAAUUGUAAGAGACUUUACUGAAGAGAGUUUACAUUAAACUAAUACUGAAAUUGCACAAUGUUUUUAUCUUCUAACUUAUUACUGAUUACAUUUUCAGUAUAAGCGCUGCUAUAUUUGGUGAAAAUGCUAUUUUUUCCUUUAGGUUAAAUGUCAUCAAUGUAUGAUCUGCUUUUUAACACACUAGUUUAACUAUUUUAUUGUCUGUAAUAGUGUGAAAAUAAAAAAAAGCUAAUGAAAGUGCCAA